Molecule: messenger RNA, 1876 nt
Organism: Mercurialis annua (annual mercury)
Lineage: Eukaryota; Viridiplantae; Streptophyta; Magnoliopsida; Malpighiales; Euphorbiaceae
Product: U-box domain-containing protein 26-like
Exons: 1
Coding region: 346-1596 (416 amino acids)
Biological process (GO): protein ubiquitination
Molecular function (GO): ubiquitin protein ligase activity
Source: RefSeq, a predicted model, not a curated record
UACCACUCUCUCUCUCUAUUCUCUCUCUCUAUAAUAUAAGAGAAUUCCUAACCCAAACAAAUCUUAAACAGAAUUUGCAGACUUUCUUCUCUGUUAUUCUUUCUUUCUUUCUUGUUUUUCUAUUCUUUAUAUCAACUCCAACAAUAACAAAAUUAUUAUUCUUUCUUGUUUUUUAGUUCUUCAAAAUCAAGAACCAAGAACAUCUUUGUUCUUGUUUGUUUAUAUGUUUUGAGUUCUUGAAAAUCAAGAACGAACCUCUCAGUUCUUGUUUUUGGAUUCUUGAAGUUCAAGAAACUCGUUUGUUUUAUGUUUUGAGUUCUUGAAAUCAAGAAAAUAAUCUAGAAAAUGCCAGCAAGUUUAGAGCCGUUGGAUUUAAACAUUCAAAUACCUUAUCACUUCAGAUGUCCGAUUUCACUUGAGCUCAUGCGUGACCCGGUCAUCGUCGGCACCGGUCAAACCUACGACCGUUCCAGCAUUGAGUCAUGGGUGGCAACCGGCAACACUACAUGUCCGGUCACUCGAGUUCCUCUCGCCGACUUCACUCUCAUACCAAACCACACUCUCCGUAGAUUAAUCCAAGACUGGUGCGUCGCUAACCGUUCAUUCGGCGUCGAGCGUAUCCCGACGCCAAAACAACCGGCCGAACCGAGUCUGGUUCGUUCUUUAUUAAACCAAGCGGUUUCUGUUUCGGUAACGAAUCACUCGAGGCUCUCAGCUAUUCGGAGACUAAAAUCACUCGCUCGUGACUCGGAGAAGAAUCGGUCUAUUAUAGCUUCGCACAAUGUUUCCGGUCUGCUCUUAAACCUAAUCUUCGCGAAUUUCUCAUCGGAUUCGUCGGAUUUAACUCACGAAGCUAUUGCUCUCCUCGUUAUGUUUCCACUCACUGAGUCAGAAUGCGUAUGUAUAGCGACGAACACGGAGAUUAUUAAUUCCUUAACGAAUUUCUUGUUCCACUCGUCAAUCGAAGUCCGAGUCAACUCAGCUUCGUUAAUCGAAACGGCAAUCGCCGGAACAAAAUCGUCCGAUCUCCGAGCGGAAAUCAGCAAUAGCGACGAGAUAUUCGAAGGAGUAAUCGAGUUAUUAAAAAAACCGAUCUCAAACUAUCCUCGCGCGCUUAAAAUCGGAAUUAAAGCGCUGUUCGCUUUAUGUCUAGUCAAGCAAACGCGGCAUAAAGCUGUUGCCGCCGGCGCCGCGGAGACGUUAAUCGACAGACUGGCGGAUUUCGAUAAAUGCGACGCGGAGAGAGCUUUAGCGACAAUUGAGUUAUUAUGCAGAGUUCCGGCCGGUGUAUCGGAAUUCGCGGAGCAUGCUUUGACUGUGCCGUUAUUAGUCAAGACGAUAUUGAAAAUUUCCGAUAGAGCGACGGAAUACGCGGCGGGGGCGUUAUUGGCGCUGUGUACGGCGUCGGAGAAGAGUCAGGGAGAGGCGGUGUGCGCCGGAAUAUUGACGCAGCUUUUGUUACUUGUGCAGUCCGAUUGUACGGAUAGGGCGAAGAGGAAGGCUCAGAUGUUAUUGAAAUUGCUUAGGGAUUCUUGGCCGGAGGAUUCUUCUGGUUAUUCUGAUGAUUUUGUUUGUAGUGAAGUUGUUCCGUUUUAAAUUCUAAUUUUUGUUCUUCAAUUUUUUUAAAUUCUUUUUGAAAUUUUUAGUUAGUUAAAAAGAUUACCAGAAAAAAUGAAAUUAAGAUUUUAGAUGGGUAUAUAUAGAGAGAGAAAAGGAGAUUGCAAUUUAUUCAAAAAAAAAAAAAAAAGGAGAUUGCAAUUUGUAUGUAAUUUUUGCAUUUAACAAAGUUUUAUUUGGAAGGCAAUGAAUAGUUUCUUUCAAUUUCAUGUUUAAUUUUGAUUUAGUGUUAUAAUAAUCUCAUUUCUUACGGGUUGAA